AUGUCGAAGUCCGCAGUGACAUUUAUGCAGUCUCAAUUACAGACAGAGGUCUCAGUCGAAAUAAUCCAAUACACCACAACUUCCAAUUUUCCCAGCGAAUAUAGAGAAGAAUCUCAAAAUAUUACAAACAUGCCCCUGAUGCCUUCUAAACAGCUAAGGAGAUUUGUUUACCAGCCAACAGCAAAAAUCUACAGUCUCUGCUUCACGCGUCUGCCAUUUGCAUCACCUCCAUCCAUUACUCCUUCAAUUCCUUGCUUGCCGACAAUCGAGUGCUCGUUGAUCCUAGCAACGUACUCUAAUAACUCGGUCAGCACAUGCGGGCAGCUUUCUUUCAGGUACUCGAAACCAUCCGUUUGCAUAACAGCUGUCCAAAAUUCAUUUCAUAGGCUCGGUAAAAAAUAA
Messenger RNA from Striga asiatica, 402 nucleotides. The record is from the annotation of a GenBank genome assembly. Lineage: Eukaryota; Viridiplantae; Streptophyta; Magnoliopsida; Lamiales; Orobanchaceae.